Messenger RNA from Apiotrichum porosum, 1419 nucleotides. RefSeq lists its product as uncharacterized. The coding region runs from base 1 to 1419 and encodes 472 amino acids. The record is from RefSeq and is a predicted model, not a curated record. Gene Ontology annotation, biological process: maturation of LSU-rRNA from tricistronic rRNA transcript (SSU-rRNA, 5.8S rRNA, LSU-rRNA); box C/D snoRNP assembly; snoRNA localization. The transcript has 2 exons. Gene Ontology annotation, cellular component: pre-snoRNP complex; nucleus. NCBI's taxonomy places the organism in Eukaryota, Fungi, Basidiomycota, Tremellomycetes, Trichosporonales, Trichosporonaceae.
AUGCCCUUGCCCGACCCCAUCUCGCUAGGUCUUCCUGCCAAGCCUGGAUCCCUGCCUACAGCCGAGGCCGGUCCCUCGCGGCCUCCCGCGGCCGCAACUCCAACCUCCUCUCUGGCAUCCACCGCUCCGUCCACCAGCUCAACAACCACAUGUGGCCAGUGCACCAACGAGGCCAAGUACACCUGCCCGCGCUGCUCUGCACGCACCUGCUCGCUGCCAUGCAGCAAGGCCCACAAGGCCAGCACCGGCUGCAGCGGCGUGCGCGACCCCGCGGCGUUUGUGCCCCUCAACAAGAUCACGCAGGGGACAUGGGACGGCGACUAUGCCUGGCUCGAGGGCACGCGCCGGCAAGUGGCGCAGUUUGGCGAGGGGAUCACGGCCGACGAGGCGGCGGGCGAGGGUGUGGUGGUCUCCGGCAGCGGCGGCGCAGGUGCGAGCCGCGGCGGACGGGGCGGAGCGGCGCGCGGCGGGCGCGGAGGAGGCAGCCAGCGCCCACCGGCCAGGAAGAGUAAGCUCGACGGACUCAAGUGGGCCAUUGCGGAGAUUGGUGCCGAGGUCGACGUGCUUCCGGACGGCAUGCAGCGGCGCAAGACCAACCAGUCGAGCUGGAACCCCAAGACGCGCGCACUCUUCCUCACGGUCCAGCUCGUCGUGCAACCGACGCUCGGCGACGCGCCCCUCCUCUCGCACCCGCGCUGCCCCGUCCUCCCGGCCGAGAAGAGCGUGUCCCUCGCCUCGCUCCUCCCCGACUCCCUCAGCGAUGCCGAUAUCGUCUUUGCCCUGCCGUACCACAUGCCCCGACGACACCCGCGCGACGUGCGUAACGCCUCGGCGCCGGAUCUCGCAGGUGCUCCUGCACUGGUACCCGGUGCGCGGCGCUUCUUCCCGCCUCUGGACGGCACGACGCCGCUUGAAAAGGCGCUCACGGGCACGGCGUGGGUCGAGUUCCCCACUGUCCACCUGUACGCGCGGGCAGAGUGGGACGCGGCCGUGGCUGCCGGUGAGGUGGUUGUGGUGCAGCGGCACGCGCCGGCCGACAACAAGCGCAAGGCGGACGCAGACGCGGACGCGGUGGCCGCAGUGGCGGAAGCUGAGGACGCGGGUGACGCGGGCGAGGACGUCAAGGCUGUGAGCGCGGACACGGACGAGCAUGGACCCAGCAAGAAGGCGCGGACGGACACGGCCACGGCCACCACCGCCGCCACCGCCGCUCUGGACGGACACGGCCUGGUGGGCCUGGGAGCGUACGGCGACUCGGAUGAGGAAUCGGAUGACGACGGCGACGAGGCCGCAGACGAGGCCGUAGGGGGCGAUGAGGACGCGGACGAGCACGGCGGAGACAUUACACUGGCGCCGGAGAUGGCUGCUGCUCUGGGCGCGGCGCUCGUGGCCGACUUUGGCGUGCAGGAGGAGAGAUAG